AUGGCAGAAAUUUGGGGUUUUUGGAGGAAUGAUAAUUGGGGUGGACGGUCUUGGGCUUUCAUGGUCUUCCUGGGUAUAAUGGUGCUUCACAUCCUGGCCAUUUUAUUGUUUACCCGAGGUUUCCUUCUCACUCGGACCGAACUUUCCCAAUAUAGUCAAUGCUCUGAUGUUUUCGACUCUCCUUGCUUUCCUCCUAAAAAUCACAAUGUUAACAACUCCAGUAGAGCAUCGGGUUGCUGGACGAAACCUUCAGUCGAUCGGCUCGUUAUAAUUGUUCUUGAUGCUAUCAGGUUUGAUUUCGUUGCUCCGAGUACCUUCUACACAGAGAAGAAACCAUGGAUGGAUAAGUUACAAGUAAUACACGAACUUGCUAGUCAGCGCCCAUCAUCUGCUAGAAUUUUCAAAGCUAUAGCAGAUCCACCCACCACCAGUUUACAACGUCUAAAGGGCUUGACAACUGGUGGACUUCCCACAUUUAUUGACGUAGGAAACAGCUUUGGUGCACCAGCAAUUGUUGAAGAUAACUUGAUACAUCAGUUGGUUGCAAAUGGAAAACGGGUAGUGAUGAUGGGGGAUGAUACAUGGGUGCAGUUAUUUCCACAUCAUUUCAAUGAAUCUUAUCCGUUCCCAUCCUUUAACGUUAAAGAUCUUCAUACGGUGGAUGAUGGGUGCAUCAAGAACUUGCUUCCAACAUUGUACAAAGAAGAUUGGGAUGUGCUCAUAGCACACUUUCUUGGUGUGGAUCAUGCUGGGCAUAUAUUUGGCGUUGAUUCUUCACCAAUGAUAGAAAAAUUGGAACAGUAUAAUGGAAUUUUGAAGAAAGUUGUUGAAGUGCUGGAGAGCCAAAGUGGUCCAGGUGACCUACAUGAAAAUACAAUGCUUCUUGUGAUGGGUGAUCACGGGCAAACUCUCAAUGGUGAUCAUGGAGGAGGCAGCGCAGAAGAGGUGGAAACUUCAAUUUUUGCACUGAGUUUGAAGAAGCCUCCGAGUUCUGCACUGGCAGCAUUUGACAAGUCAACUUGCCAAUUAGACAUGCAAGGAAGGAGGAUAUGCCUUAGCUCCAUUCAGCAGCUUGAUUUUACGGUAACAGUGUCUGCGCUGCUUGGCCUCCCAUUUCCUUUUGGAAGCAUUGGGCAUGUUAAUUCUGAAUUAUUUGCCUUAGCUGCUGGUACAUGGAACCUGGAAAGGUUGGCUACGCAUGAUCGUCAAAGUCUGUCAGAAUUGGAUGAGUGGAUGCAGAAUUAUGUCAAUGUUCUCUGCAUUAAUUCUUGGCAGGUGAAGAAAUACAUUGAUGUCUAUUCAUCUUUGUCACUAAUUGGUUUCUCGGAGAAAGAUUUGCUGCAUGUAUCAGAGCUGUAUGCUCAGGCUCAAGAGUUCUGGUCACUCACUUCUAAGAGUUCAGUACUACAUGAAAACGAAAGCUCUUCUACCUUGUUACCUGCUAUCAAAAGGCAAAUUGAAGCAUAUUCUGCAUUUUUGGCAAGUGUUGCCUCGCUGGCCAGGUCGAACUGGACUGAGUUUAAUCUGAAGUUGAUGGGAAUAGGUUUCUGUGUUAUGUUGUUUUCACUUUUUCUGCAUGCUUUUAGUAUCAAGAGGUUGGAUAACCUAUGUGGACUUUAUUCGCCUUCCUGCGGUGAUUCUAGGAAUACCAUUGGGAUGAUUUUUGCUUGUAUUGCAGUGCUGACUCGUGCCUGCAGUUUUCUUUCAAAUAGUUAUAUUCUGGAAGAAGGCAGAGUAGCUAGUUUUCUUUUGGCCACAACUGCACUGCUUCAACUACGUUGUGCAAUAAUGAAGAAGAUGAUGUUACUUGAAGCACUUGCAUUAGUUUUUUUGGUUCCUUUCCUAAGAUUUAGUAUUGAACUUGGGCAAUUAAAGCAAGCUGUCAGUUCUUUAUUCUUGAAGAUUGAUCCUUCAAGAACACUAGGAAUCAACGGGGACUCUCAGUUCUGGAUGUCAAUAACUCAGUUUGUGCCGAUAUUAGCUCUUCUGAUUGUGGCAUAUCUACUUUACAAGAGCAUUGUUUGCUGCUCCUGUCACAGGAUCUUGAAGUAUGUUAUUGUAGGAAGCUUAUCUAAUUUCCUGCUGAUAGCCAUAUAUUGGGCCUCCAAUGAUAACCUAUUGAACCUACUUAUGGUGCCAAGGGCAAUAAGGGUAAAUCUUAUUCCUCGAAUCAUCUAUGCUGUUGGAGUUAUCCAGGUAUCAUUAUUGGCCAUAGUUCAACUUUUGGUUAGAGAGAAGACUCUGAACUUGGAAGGAAGUACAAUUUUCAAAGUACUGGCCCUGAUAUCUGCAUGGAGUUCAACAAUCAUAGUUAUAUCUGGAAAACAAGGUCCCUUGGCUGUCUUAGCAUUGUUAAUUGGAGGUUGGUGCAUAAUUAGGUUGAUGAGAUUGGAACAGGACACUGAUAAUAAUAAUUCUGGAUCUUCACUUUUUUAUACACUUCCUGUAACACAAUGGAACCUUCUCGCUGUGUGUAUGUUUUUCAGUACAGGUCACUGGUGUGCUUUUGAUGGCCUUAGAUAUGCUGCUGCAUUUGUUGGGUUUGAUGAAUUCAACCUUAUUCGCCAAGCCAUCCUUCUUACAAUUGAUACAUUUGGUUUUUCUCACAUUUUUCCUAUAUUUGGACUUCCAUUUCUUGUCGCAUGCUGUUGUCCCCCAAGGCAGACCAAGCGAUUAUUUUCCAUGAGACUGUGUCAGGUUUAUUUGAUGUAUGGCCUCAUUACAGCUGUAUCAGUCACAUUUACUAUAUUAUGCGUCACAAUACAAAGGCGGCAUUUGAUGGUAUGGGGAUUAUUUGCGCCAAAAUUUGUUUUCGAUGUAGUAGGCCUUGUUCUUGCAGAUAUCAUGAUUUGUUUAUCAUCGCUGUACUACAUAGUGUGA
This is a messenger RNA of Fraxinus pennsylvanica, 2880 nucleotides long. The record is from the annotation of a GenBank genome assembly. NCBI's taxonomy places the organism in Eukaryota, Viridiplantae, Streptophyta, Magnoliopsida, Lamiales, Oleaceae.